AUGAAGGCGAACGGCUGGAAUAAAAAUCAGGCCAUGACUGCUCUCACACUAGGCCUGAGUGACCAGGCCUUAACAGUUCUGGAAGCUCUCGGUGAGGAAGUGACUUAUGAGCAAAUCCUUGAGGCAUUGGAGGCGAGAUAUGGCGAGGCUCACCUGGAACACGUCUUUCGUGCGCAGCUUAAAGAUCGUGUGCAGCGCAUCAACGAAAACCUGUAG
Parnassius apollo (apollo) is the source of this 216-nucleotide messenger RNA. Lineage: Eukaryota; Metazoa; Arthropoda; Insecta; Lepidoptera; Papilionidae. The record is from the annotation of a GenBank genome assembly.